AUGACGCGUAUCAGCUGUUUCUUUGUCGCUGCAGCUAUCAGCCUCCUCGUCGGCCAAUCUUCCUCACUUGUUACGGGCGACUUGGUGCCCAGCGUCGUCACUACCUUGGAGCCGGUCCCACUAGUCGAAGGUUUGGUCAAUCACUUGCUAGCUGGAAACUCAGAACCGGACAAAGAGGAUACCGGCUUGGACUCAAUAGUCAUCCCCGGCAAGCGCAAGCGAGACUUGAACAGAAUCAAUAGCUCCCUCCAACGCCGACAGAGGGCAUUUUUACUUGGUAUUCUGGGCGAACUCAGUGGAUCAAGUACUCCAACUACUACGGCUACGCCUACGCAGGUUUCCGCUAAACCUGCCCGCCACAAGCAAGCGAUCCCCGGCACUGACACGGCUUCCGCCGUGCUCUCGCAGCUUCAAUCGUCCAAAACUACCGAUGCUAGUGCACCGGCUGCUGUCGCCAGUUCCGUGGCUGUUACUCCCCGCCCUGCAUCUUCCACUGUGGUUGCCAAGCCGGCUCCGUCAACCUCUGCUGUGGAGAUACCUCAGUAUCCGCUGGAUGAUAGCACUGUCGAAUCUCAUGCUAUUGCAGAGGAUGCUUCGCCCCCCAUCCACGUUCUCCCAUCGUUUUUGUCCAGCAGCAUGCCUGGUGUCAGCACCCUUCCAGCAAAGAAUACAUCAUCUUCAGCGACGAAAGCUUCGCGCGCCAAGCGCCACGUGCCCACCACUGUUAUCACUGAACUCGCACCAAUCCCACCAUCGAUUCAAUCCACACUAUCAUCUAGACCACACCGUCAAUCCCAUCCGCACCAUAAAACCCAUUCAAAACCCCAUCCACGCCAAUAA
Molecule: messenger RNA, 840 nt
Organism: Puccinia triticina
Lineage: Eukaryota; Fungi; Basidiomycota; Pucciniomycetes; Pucciniales; Pucciniaceae
Exons: 2
Coding region: 1-840 (279 amino acids)
Source: RefSeq, a predicted model, not a curated record